This is a messenger RNA of Arvicanthis niloticus (Nile rat), 903 nucleotides long. Its product is annotated as vomeronasal type-1 receptor 90-like. Gene Ontology annotation, cellular component: membrane. Gene Ontology annotation, molecular function: pheromone receptor activity. The record is from RefSeq and is a predicted model, not a curated record. NCBI's taxonomy places the organism in Eukaryota, Metazoa, Chordata, Mammalia, Rodentia, Muridae. Gene Ontology annotation, biological process: G protein-coupled receptor signaling pathway.
CUCAAGAAUGUUCUUUAUUUCCAAGCUGGACUUGGAGUCCUGGCCAAUAUGUUUCUUCUUUGUUUCUAUGUUUUCAUAAUCUUAGGUCUCAGACCUAAGCCCACGGACUUGAUCUCCUGUCAAUUGACUUUAAUUCACAUAAUGAUGUUCCUUAGUGCAGGGGAUAUUUGGCUUGGAGACUUAUUCACAUCACUGAACAUUGAGAAUGACUUCAAAUGUAAGGUAACUUUUUAUAUAAAUAGGGUGAUGAGAGGCCUCUCUAUCUGCACCACCUGUCUCCUGAGUGUGGUUCAGGCUGCCACUAUCAGACCCAGUACCUCACUGUUAGCAAAAUUUAAACGAAAACUAAAAAAAUACAUAAUAUAUGCUUUCUUCUGUAUUUUGUCUUUCAAUAUAUCAUUUAGUAGUACCUAUAUCUUCUUUGUUGGUGCUUAUACCAACGUGAGUGGGACCAGUCAAAUGAAGGUCAGUAAGCCUUGCUCACUCUUAGUCAUGAAUCACAUGUUCAGAGGAGUGAUUUUAACAGUGACAACAUCCAGAGAUGUGUUUCUUGUAAUAGUCAUGCUGACUACAAGCACAUACAUGGUGAUUAUCCUGUUCAGACAUUGGAGGCAAUUCAAGCAUCUUCAUAGCAUCAGCCAGGUGAGAACAUCCCCUGAGAAAAGGGCCAUCCAGAUUAUUUUGGUGCUCGUGGUUUUCUUUGUGGUCAUGUAUUGGGUAGACUUCAUUAUCUCAAUGACCUCACUCCUGUUAUGGAGGUACAAUCCAUUCCUCUUGGCUGUUCAGAAGUUUGUGAUGAAUGCCUAUCCCACAAUUACUCCAUUGGUGCAAAUCAGUUUUGAUAACAGAAUAAUAAUUCUGCUGAAAAACUUGCAGUCAAAAUGCCACCACAUAUGUUUUUAA